AUGAGCGGUCUCGCCGAUCCACCGUCCUCCAGACCUACCUUUGCCGGACCUGCAGAUGCGCCCGGCAAAACGCGAGAUCUUCCUGUUCUUUCGCAAUCUGCCCGCAAUUCUCCCACUGCGAUGGAGAUCACGCCUGCUUCGUCCGGUGCCGCUGGCGGAAACCAGGCCCAUAACAGUCCUGAUGGGGAUCGUACAGGCGCAAUCAGCGCCAACGGCGCCGAGGUCGGGGUCUCAGGCAAUCACCAGAAUUCCGCCGUGGGAGCCGCGGCCGCAGCACAGCAACCCAAGGUGGUACAAACGGCAUUCAUCCAUAAGCUUUACAAUAUGCUCGAGGAUUCGAGCAUUCGGCAUUUGAUCGCCUGGUCUGGCACCAACGACAGUUUCGUUAUGUCGCCCACGUCGGAGUUCUCCAAAGUUCUUGCUCAAUAUUUCAAGCAUACCAAUAUAUCAUCCUUUGUGCGCCAGUUGAAUAUGUACGGGUUUCAUAAAGUGAGCGACGUCUUUCACACUGGAACACCGGAUACCGCUCUUUGGGAAUUCAAGCACGGUAACGGCAAUUUCAAACGAGGGGACUUGGUGGGUCUGCGUGAGAUCAAACGUCGCGCCUCGCGACACGCUUUGAUUCAUCGCGACUCUUUCCCGAGUCAUAAAGCUCCUGCGUCCCAGCCCGGCACCCCGGCAGAGCCGGUGCCUGACACCACGGAGGCCCGACUUAUGAAUCUGGAAUAUAGUCUACACGACAUGCACGCCCGCCUCACUCGCGCCGAGGAAGGCAAUAUCGUCCUGGCUUCCAAAUGCCAGAGCAUGGCGGAUGGUCUGGUCAAAUGCUAUCAAUGGACGCACUCCAUCUCUCGCUUUUUGCAUGGGGUAGUUCCUAACCAGGAUAGUCCUCUAUAUCAUGACAUCUUGGGCAUGCAAAGAGAAGUCGAAAAGCAGCUGGAAUCUGUGCGCGCGAUGGAAGUAUCGCACGAGUCCCUCAUGCCGCCACGUCAACCCUUUUACGGCAACAUGCCAAUGGAGUCGGGUCCUCCCUUAUCCCCUCGUCAAUUACCUCAGGACGACAGCCGCCGCCAGUCCAUGAUUCGACCACCGGUACCUCCACACCUAGCUGUGUCGCCGCGGCGUUACGGCUCCAUUGGGGGAGCUAACGCGCCCAUCCCUAAUUAUAAUCGACUACAGCCGCCGAGUGCUGGACCGCCGCCGCCACCGCCGCAUCAAACCCAACAACCGGCACCGCAUCCUCUUUCCAUCUCGACUUCCCCAGGACCCUCAAGUCUGGGCCGCCGUCACACCUUUGCAGAUAUUCGGCAAGCCGACUGGCCUCCAAAUGGCCCAUCUCCGUUUCCUCCUGGCAAUGCCGGUGCAAAUGGUGGAGCCAGUGGACCAUGGCCUUCAUCGCCGCACCGGGUGCCGACGAGUAGCGAGCAGCAAGUCCGAGAUGUGCUCGCCCAGUAUGAAAUGGGUGCCCCUCGAAGAUUCAACGACCAUUCUCGUCAUGCAACUCCACCCAUCGGGGCUGAAGCAUCCCCGUCGAUGCUGACUGCCGAUAAUGGCUGGUCAAUUGGGGGCUCUCGCUUCCACCGCCAAGAAUCCUCUCUCCCAGCAACUCGUCGGUCCAGCAUGGCAAGCAAUGUCCAUUCUCUCCUGAAUCCUGCCGACACUGCCGAGCGACCCGACGAAGAUCAACAGGAAGAUCGGAAACGAAAGCGCUUGGAGUAA
Penicillium oxalicum is the source of this 1719-nucleotide messenger RNA. RefSeq names its product heat shock factor family protein. The record is from RefSeq and is a predicted model, not a curated record. Gene Ontology annotation, biological process: regulation of DNA-templated transcription. Lineage: Eukaryota; Fungi; Ascomycota; Eurotiomycetes; Eurotiales; Aspergillaceae. The transcript is spliced from 6 exons. The coding region runs from base 1 to 1719 and encodes 572 amino acids. Gene Ontology annotation, molecular function: sequence-specific DNA binding; DNA-binding transcription factor activity.